AUGGCUGCAGCAACAGCAACCGUUCUGCCACCGGCAACGGAUUUCAUCAGCAUGGACCACCGCUCAGCUGAGCCGCAUCGAUUGCCGCCAGCUUCGCUUGUAGACGCAAACUUGGCCAACGGUAGGCCGCUGCGUUCGCCAAAAUCGGUCCCUUCUCCCUCAACACCAACAUCACCCUUUCGUCUCCGAGGCACGCCGCACUCGCCUUCCAUCCCACAUCGUCGGGUCUACAAUAUCGAUGACGAAUCCGCUUCCAACACCUCCCAUUCUACUGCCUCCGAAUCGCUUUCAACUGCUUCCUCCUCCAUCACUCCAUCCCAAUCUGCUUCGAAUGUCGUAGCUCCUCCCUCACCUGUUCGACUAAGCGCGCCUCUGCCCCGCUCAAGUACCGCCUCGCCUUCCCGUCCACUAGCCCGCAAAAAGUCGGCAGAGAGCAGGAACAAAGCCGCUCGCAACCAGCACCUCACCAAUCUCGAGGCGGCAUCGCUCUCCACUCCCGAGCUCCAUCUAGCUUCGGACCCAAUGCUCGACACCCAGGAGCCAUCGUUCCUCCGCAAGCUCGUCAAAGGCUCUCGUACCCAGUCGCACGAUGCAAUGUCUGGCACAGGCAGCGAAGCGGAGACCUCGGCUCAGGUCCGCAACGGCAGCACCUCGCCACGCACACCUGUUCAGAACGGAUUCGCCUUCUCCAGCUUUGGUGCCGCCAUGAGCGCCGUCGACUUGCACCAAGACGGUACACAGACUCGUGCGCGUCCACAGGAACAUCGUUCACGCAAGCAGAGCACCGCAACGCUGCGCAGCGCUGAUUCCGAAGCAGCAUCCUCCUCCUGGGGCAUGCACAACCUGAGCACCGACACGCUCAGCCCGCCCAAGGAUCCCAACUCGCCCCCGUCUCCCACCAAGUCUGAACCCAAGCCGUCUUCCGGCACCUGGUUCAGGCGCAAUCGCAAGGAGGCCGAAUCUCCCCGCAAAGCCACCGACGAUGCCGCAACUCAGCUUUCGAUGCAGCCGAGCCAGACGAGUGCUGCUACAGCGGGGUCUGGCACCACACUACUGUCUGGGAGCAAUCUCACCACGGUUUCAUCGGCCAGCAACGCUUCUUUCGGCAUGUCCGACCUAGCUUCGCCCCAGGCCGCACUCGAAAGCAUCCGAAAGGCGCGCUCCUUUAUGAUCCGCGAGCUAGGUCGUACCGCAGAACCAGAGGACGGUCUCGACAAACAGCGCAUCUCUGCUCUCGUGCAGCAGAUGAAUGUUGAGGUGCAUGAUCCAAGCAUCGAAGCGGCCAAUUUCUGGACCAGCAUCGCAGAUGGUGUUCUCCUGUGCCUGCUCGCCAAUCGUCUCAGGCCCGGAAGCGUCCAUCGCAUCGAUCGCAGAGACCUCGAGUGGGUCAAGGCGGACAACACGUCGAGAUUCUUGCGAGCAGCGCGCGAUCACCUCGGACUGCGCUCCAAGGAUCUGUUUCAAGGCUUCGAUCUUACCGACGGCACCGUAGAGGGUCUGCUCCGCGUCGUUCACACGCUCCAAGCCGCAGAAAGGAUGGCCAGGCGUAGCUCCAAGAUGUCGUCUGCACGUGCAAACGCCGUCAAGAUCGAGCCCAGGACCACCUCGAUGACUCCCCCCUCGACUCCACGCGCUCAGGAUCGAAAGAUGCUCUCGGCGGGAAGCGGUGACCUCGACCGUAUCGACAAUAGUUCUGAGCUCUCGUUGAACCAAGAUACCCCCAAGAGGACCGUGCUCACCAUCCAGCAGAACAGACGCGAGGCAGAACGCAUCCUCAUGGGCAAAUCUGACUCCAAAGAAUUCAAACGCCGCUCUAUCGAGUUGGGCUAUCCCAAGGUCAAGAGCUCCUCCAUUACUUUUGCCGACUCGGUCAAGCAGGGCAGCUACAGCGGGGAUGAAGACGGUCGAAUGCCCUAUCGCGAUCGCAAAUUGAGCGAAUCUGCCAUCAGCUUGACGGGUGUGGCCGAGGAGCCGGAGGACGGGGUCGUGCCUAACAGCGACCACAUGCCCACCGCAGAGUCCUUCUCCAGCACUCAAUCCGUAGCGUCGGAGCUCAUUCAUGACAGGAGAGGCAGCAGCGAAUCGGAAAAAUCCAUCAAGCAUUUUGCAGUCAAGCCGCCGCCGCUGGCUCGUAGCACAUCGCAGAAGCGCAUCAGUCAGGAGCUGGCGCUCGGUCAAUUUCCCAGAGCCGUGAUCGGUUCAACGGAGAACCUCGGCGAUUACAUGUCUUCCUCGGGUAGCCCCACCCACAAUGCUCCCACCAGGCGACACAGCGCCCGACUCUACCCUGGUCCGUCGCUGCUCAACCCUUCGCGCGAGUCCUUGCUCAACAUUGGCGCUGCCGAGUCAGAUGCGUCACCGUCGGCUCGGGUGCCCUUCCCGCGCGGUGCUAACGACUCUCCUGGCGCUCGCAGAAUGGCACGUCACAUCUCGAUGAACGCAGGAGGAGGGAUCGACACGUUUUCGCUCGCAUCUGGCCCAUCGACCGCAACAAAUGGCAGCAGCAACUCGCCUAAAGCCAGCUCCCGACCCCAGUUCCGUCACAUGCGUUACUCUUCUGACCUUCAGCUACCAAUGAUGGGUCGACCCAUGUCCAUCGGCGCUCGAUCGCCCGACGCUUCCGUGGAUGAGCGUUCUUACAUUUCCACCUCGCGUAGCCGUUUUGAUUCGGAGAUUGGCUCUAUCUACACCAACACGCUCGGCAGUCUCACCACCGACGAAAAUGGCUCAGCAGUGACAAGGGCAGGCCGCGAUGCCACCGGUCCCAAGCACAAGAUCGUUGUUGCCGAAGAAGGCAAGCCCAACGUCACGUACCAGUUGGGCAACUGCAUCGGUCGAGGCCAGUUCGGGUCCGUCUACCGCGCGUUGAAUCUCAAUUCGGGCCAGAUGGUGGCAGUCAAGAGGAUCAAGCUCGAGGGCCGUAGCGAUGACGAGGUGACCGAGCUUAUGGGCGAGGUCGACCUUCUCAAGAGUCUCACCCACCCGAGCGUGGUCAAGUACGAAGGCCUUGUGCGUGGACCCGACGUCGUCUCCAUCAUCCUGGAAUACGUCGAAAAUGGCUCGCUCUUGCACACGCUCAAAGCUUUCGGCAAUUUCCCUGAAAAGCUCGUGGCAAGCUACGUGGUCAAGAUUCUCGAGGGCCUCAAUUAUCUGCACGAGCAGAACGUCGUACAUUGCGACCUGAAAGCUGCUAACAUCUUGACCACCAAGAACGGUAACGUCAAGCUAUCUGAUUUCGGUGUGUCGCUCAACCUCAAAGCAGUCAAGAAGAUGGGCAACAAGAACGAUGCGAUCGGCACACCGAACUGGAUGGCUCCAGAGGUCAUCGAGCUCAAAGGCGUAACCACGGCUGCCGACAUUUGGUCACUCGGCUGCACCAUCAUCGAGCUGCUGACCGGCAAACCUCCUUACUACGACAUGCUCGCCAUGUCAGCCAUGUUCCGAAUCGUCGAAGACGACUGCCCGCCCAUUCCCGAAAAGUGCACGGAUGCCCUUCGUGACCUACUGAAGCAAUGCUUCAACAAGGAUCCCACCAAACGCCCGAGUGCCGAGAUGCUUUUUGAGCACGAAUGGAUGCAGCAGGUCUGGAACGGUCACAAGGAGCUGCGACCGCAAGACAGCGUUCCUUUCUUGCGUCGCAUCAGCGCUGAUACCCGUCGCCUCGACCCUCGCAUUUUUGAGGAUGGCUCCAGAGCCCUGCAACCUACGAUGGAAAGAUCUACCUCAUCGCCGCCUCCGACCCUGCAACGUCCUGAGCUCGAGGCGCUCCGUGCCAACACCUCUCCCCCCGAGUCUUCAGUGGCCACAGUCACCGAGACCAUCAAUGGUGUGUCUCCCGGGACCUCUCCGCGGACGAGCUCGAACGCCCUGCCUGCGCUUGAUCCAUCGAUCAGCUCUCCGGCCCAGACGCCCAUGCCAAUUCCCGGUAGCCCGACGGUGCUUUCGCCUGCGGGUGAGACCUCGAUGCUUGACCUUGGUCUAAUGGCGGAUGAGGAAGCAAAGCCGCAUGCGUUCGUCAAGAGCACGUUCAGUAAGGCUGUCGUGUGCAAGAUCUGCCGCGAGCCGGUCAAGAAGCACGCCGUUCUGUGCGAAGAAUGCGGUCUCGUAUGCCAUGCGAGAUGCGCAGUGCAUGCACCUUCACCGUGCAAUCUGCGUGCUCAGUUGCUGUUGUUCCAGCACAGAGCAUCUCUAGACCAGACAAGCCCGGUGUCGUCAGCAGCGCAACUGUCGCCCGUUUCGCCCGUGCUGGGCAGCUCCGUGCCAAACGGCGCAGCUCCGAUUAAUUUCCGCUUCCCCUUUGGCAUGAAGCGUCAGCCCAAGUCGCCCACGGUGGAGUCGCAGCCGCAGCUGAGCUUGAGCACGUCUGCGAGUCCGGAAAACGAUGCCAAGUCGCCGCCAUCUCCUCCGACUGGUGUGCUCGGCGGCAAGCCGGCCAAGGACCAUGCUGCUGUGCGCAGGCGUCGCAUCUCGUUGAUUCCUGGCCGACAACGUUCGCCGUCGCCACCGCCUCUCGAGAACACCGAGGCGACGAUGCGAAGCCCGUACGGUAAUGGAGCGCUGCACGGAGUGAGGAGACACAGCUCGAUGAGCUACGGCAGCAUCAGUGGUGCCAGCAGCAUCUCGAGUGCCGGUGGCCUGCAUCUCGGUCACUCGAGUUCUCGAGGAUCGUCUGCUCAGCAGCAUCAGCCGCUGGCUCAGCAAGCUCAGCAGCAACAACCGUAUGCACACUUGGGCAUGUCGACACCGGUGUUGGCAGCGGAGCAGUUGCACAAUGUGUCGACCAAGGAACGCUUCCGGCGACGACUCAGUUCUGGAGUCGUCAACGGCGCGUCGGAAGUAACGCCAUCUGCAAAGAGGAUCAGCAAGGCGGGCCUGGCCACGGGCCAGGCGACACCAACGCCUCAGUCUGCGAUGGAACGCAAAAAGUCUCGUCGCGCUUCGUCCAAGACCGAUUGCAUCAUCAUGUGA
Sporisorium graminicola is the source of this 4968-nucleotide messenger RNA. RefSeq lists its product as uncharacterized. The transcript has a single exon. Gene Ontology annotation, biological process: protein phosphorylation. Gene Ontology annotation, molecular function: protein binding; protein kinase activity; ATP binding. The coding region runs from base 1 to 4968 and encodes 1655 amino acids. The record is from RefSeq and is a predicted model, not a curated record. NCBI's taxonomy places the organism in Eukaryota, Fungi, Basidiomycota, Ustilaginomycetes, Ustilaginales, Ustilaginaceae.